Messenger RNA from Anolis sagrei ordinatus, 498 nucleotides. The record is from RefSeq and is a predicted model, not a curated record. NCBI's taxonomy places the organism in Eukaryota, Metazoa, Chordata, Lepidosauria, Squamata, Anolidae.
AUGGAGGAGGCAGGCUUUGAAGCAGGUGUCUGUCCUGAAAGUUGGAUCCAACAUCUGAACCGUUGCUUUGGGGUCGUUCCCCAGAAAUUGAGCUGGCCAGAGGCAGAGGUGGAUUGUCAAACCUUCGGCAAACACGGCCACCUGGCUUCCUUUCAAACCAAAGCCGAGUGGGAUGUGGUGGCCAAAUAUAUCAUCGCCAACUUUAAGGACGUGGAUGACAUCUGGGUUGGGCUGGAGGACGCUCGGAGGACCGGACAAUGGACCUGGGUAGAUCGGACUCCGCUGAGUUUCUUCCCUUGGAAUAUCGGGGAACCCAACAACAAAAACGGGAAGGAAUAUUGUGCCCACACAACCAUCGGGGAAGGUUACAAGAAACUAAGUGAUGCCAAUUGUCAGAUCCCCAAGAGCUAUCUCUGCAAAUCCCGGUUGCUGUAAUAGCAAGAGCGCUUCAUUUGAGAUACUGCAAAUCAGUAAAUAAAUCUUUCUGUGCAAAGAAAA